AUGGACGUCUCUACGGCCACGGCUUUCAUUGCCCCUGCUGCGCUCCCUGCGCACAAUGCGAUGCAGGGGCAGAUCUCAGCUCGCCCGCCUAGCCAUGGACCAAUUGGAGGCAGCGCCAUGUUAGGCCUUGGCGCUUUCGCCGUUGCAGCCACUGCCUCGCGAAAGGUGCGUGCCCCUAGCGCUAUCGCACUGCGCGCGAGUUCUGUUGAGGAAUACAUCACAGAGAACGCUGUCAUUGCCUUCAUUACCCCAACCUGCCCAUUCUGCCGUGAAGCGGUCGCGGCUCUGACGGACGCAGGUUAUCCGCCUGUCACAGUGGAGGUUCCUCCUGGAUCUGACUUGAGGAAUGAGCUGGCCUCUAUCACCAACUCCACUAGCGUCCCCAAGGUCUGGGUCAAGGGCAACUUUGUCGGCGGAUGCAACGACGGUGGCAUGGGUGGGGUCAAGCCACUGCUGCGCAACGGCAAGAUUCAGGAACUGAUGUCCUGA
Molecule: messenger RNA, 489 nt
Organism: Symbiodinium pilosum
Lineage: Eukaryota; Dinophyceae; Suessiales; Symbiodiniaceae
Source: the annotation of a GenBank genome assembly